Molecule: messenger RNA, 977 nt
Organism: Argiope bruennichi
Lineage: Eukaryota; Metazoa; Arthropoda; Arachnida; Araneae; Araneidae
Gene: cnir
Product: protein cornichon homolog 4-like
Exons: 5
Coding region: 124-579 (151 amino acids)
Biological process (GO): endoplasmic reticulum to Golgi vesicle-mediated transport
Cellular component (GO): endoplasmic reticulum membrane; COPII-coated ER to Golgi transport vesicle
Source: RefSeq, a predicted model, not a curated record
UGACUUUCACUUCCAGAGAAACAUGCUUGCGGAAAAGGGUUACUGACUCUGAUAUGUUGUACUGAGUUUAAAGUUUCAUUACUAUAUUUCUCAUUUCAAUGCGGUUUGAAAGCUGAAAAUAAUAUGAUCGGUGACGUUACUCUAUUUGUAUUUUCCCUGUUUGAUAUUGGAGCAUUAUUGUUCCUAACAGUGUUUGUUGUUAUAACAUUGUCUGAUCUUGAAUGUGAUUAUUUAAACGCUCAACAGUGUUGUUCAAAGUUGAAUAAAUGGAUUAUCCCAGAAAUGGUUGCUCAAGGAGUGGUUACUGUACUUCUCUUGAUUGAGUGGCAUUGGAUAUUGUUUCUUAUUAAUCUACCCAUGACUUGCUGGCAAGUUUAUAAGUAUCUCACAGUUCCAUCUGGAAAUUUUGGUGUUUAUGAUCCCACAGAAAUUCAUAAUCGUGGCAACUUAAAGCAGCAUAUGAGAGAUUCCAUGAUCAGAUUAGCUUUCUAUUUAAUUUUCUUUUUUGUUUACUUGUACUGCAUGAUAAUAUCCCUUUUGAUGAAAUCUCCAGAUAAUGGUCCAUCUGAUGAAUUUUAAUUCUGUCACUAAGUCAUUGCUGCUUCAUAAUGUUCUUGAUGUGCGAAGCUUCUUUGUUGCUAGAAAGAUCAUAUGUGCCUAACAUGCCUAAAUAUUUAAAUGUGGUGUUCUGAAAUGUUUGUUUUUGAAAAAAAGGUCAUAUGUUUUUUCGGAUAGCUUUGUUUCAUCUGUUUCAUUAUUGCUUUUCAUCUAAAAUCAUUCUGAAGUAUUUUUUGAAAUAUUUCUGGCAAAAUUUUAUUUUUUUAUAUUUAUGAUUCUAAUUAACAUUUUAUAGCAUAUUUCAAAGUAUAAUCAUGGUUGUUCAUUUCUGAAUGUAUUUUAUUGUAUAGUGUGAUUUAUUUGUAAUCUAAAACUUCAAUGAAUUUUGUAAAAGAAAAUAAAUGUUUUCUCAUCUGCUA